AUGGCUACAGCUGCGUCUUCUCAGGCAACUUCAUCGGCUGCGACGGCUGUCUCUGAUCUCGCAGAUGCAACCUUAACAAGGAUUGCAUCUGUGGUUGCCCAGGCAGUCGUUGCGGCCAUACAGUCACCAACUCCUUCUGCGGUUGUUGACACCAGGGAGGUACCCCUUAAUGGUCGCUCUGAGACUGGUGCCCAAGUGCAGGGGCCAGUGGCAUCAGCCUUAGAGCACCUCACAGGUGAGCAUGGUAAUCUGGAG
Paramuricea clavata is the source of this 255-nucleotide messenger RNA. NCBI's taxonomy places the organism in Eukaryota, Metazoa, Cnidaria, Anthozoa, Malacalcyonacea, Plexauridae. The record is from the annotation of a GenBank genome assembly.